CGCCAUUGGACGGACGUCAUCACAGUGCGCCGUAGUCCCGGCCGCGGCGUUGCGAGGCCGGUGGACUGGCGGGCUGGAGUUGUCUCGCCAUGUUCGCGGGGAGGCGCCCGGGCCGAGGCAGCGAGCAGAGGAAAACAAAGGAGGGUGAGAAAAAAUCAGACAAGAAAAAGCAAGAUGGAGAGGACUCUUCUGUCAGAAUUGUGAAAAGAACUGCAUUACAGACUUCUGCAGGCAAUGGAGAUUCCAUGAAGCCAGACAGGUUCAAUAAAACUGCAAGCAAGAAGUCAACUCAAGCUCCAAAAAUAGAGUCUUUUCCUGUACCUGCAUUUGAAACUACUAUUUUGGAUUUCCACAAGUUGCACAGUUUGGGAAGAAGUGAGAUAUUGAAUGUGCAUCAUAAAAAUGGACCAGCAUGUUCAGUGGAAAGUAACAUUAUGUGCCUUAGUCAACCACACAUGUCUCCUUUGUUGAACACGGAGGAAGAUGUUUCUGUGGAAAGCAAAGCGUCGUCAAAAACUUUAAAAGAAACAGUAGCAAGCUUAAUUCCCUCCUCAUUUGAUGGUAGAGUCUUUCCUGAAGUGUCUACAGAUGGCUCUGCUCAGUCAUGUGUGUCUUGGGCCACGGUACUUUCACAGCCCCCAAAGAAAGUUUCUUCGUCACCAGCAACUGAAUGUCUUCCCAGAUACAAAGGGAAGCAGGAUAAUCAAGCAAAGGCAGAAGCGAAAAAUGAUGGUAGUGAAACUGAGCCUGAAGAAGUGUCAGAAAAGAAGAAGAAGAAAAAGAAAAGGAAAAAGAAAAACAGGUCACCCACUACAGUAGAGAAGCCUCAUCAUGAAUCUACUACAGUGCAGGAGCCACCAAGGAUUGAGGAUGCUGAGGAGUUUCCUGAUCUGACAGCUGCUUCUGAUCGAAGAAACAGAUUAGGAUCUCAGAAAACAUCAUUUUCUCCUGCUGGCAGGAAGCAAGCUGAAGAAACAUCCAAGAAUAGUAGUAAGAAGAGUCAAAUUCCUGUGCAGUUGGAUUUAGGUGGCAUGUUGGCGGUCUUGGAGCAGAAACAGCAAACAGAGAAGUCAAAACAAUACUCUAAACCUGUGGUGUUGUCAGUUGCUGGUGCCAUACCAUUGCUCUCUAAAGAAUCUGCUACAGCCACGAAAAAUCACCGGUUAUACCAAGGAAAUGUACCUCAUAACCCCUUGGAUUCCAGUGCUCCUUUGGUGAAGAAGGGGAAGCAGAGAGAAGUCCCUAAAGUGAAGAGACCAACACCUCUUAAAAAGAUUAUUUUGAAAGAAAGAGAACUGCGAAAACAGCAACACCUGUUAGAACAGACAGCAGUACCAAAAGAUGGAGGUAAUUCUUGUGUGUCUGCAGAAAAUACUACUGAAGAUGAAGCACUUCCACAGGAUAGUCAAGCAGUUGUUCCUGUAAUGCAAAUUGCUGAAGGGCUUCUGGGGAGCACAAAGUUCAAGGAGUUUCCAGAAAGUUCUACGACUUCAAAGGAGUCAACCUCUAAUCUUCCAAAAAUCCAUAGUAGAAGAUUUAGAGAUUACUGCAGCCAAGUACUUAGUAAAGAAGUUGACAGUUGUGUGACAGAUCUCUUAAAAGAACUGGUUCGGUUCCAAGAUCGUUUGUAUCAGAAAGACCCAGUAAAGGCGAAGAUAAAACGCAGGCUUGUUAUGGGCCUUAGAGAAGUUUUGAAACAUCUGAGGCUGAAAAAACUGAAGUGUGUCAUCAUCUCUCCUAACUGUGAAAAGAUUCAGUCAAAGGGUGGAUUGGAUGAGACUCUGCAUAACAUUAUUGACUGUGCCUGUGAGCAGAAUAUACCAUUCGUUUUUGCCCUUAAUCGCAAGGCCCUAGGCCGUUGUGUGAACAAAGCAGUGCCUGUGAGUGUAGUGGGAAUUUUUAGCUAUGAUGGAGCUCAGGAUCAUUUUCAUAGAAUGGUACAACUGACAACAGAGGCCAGGAAGGCCUACAAGGAUAUGGUAGCAGCUUUAGAGGAAGAUGCUGAAGGAACACAUACAGAAACUGAACUCUGCAUUGUAACCACUGAAUUUGAAAAAAGCUGCUUAUCAGAAACUGGUAAAACUUCUUCCAGGGACCAAGAUGAGGAUAUACCAAAUUACAUUAAAAUCUGGAAGAAAAAACUUGAAGAAGAAUAUAACCCCUAUGCACUGGAACUGGAAAAGAGUGCAUCUGCUGACAUGGUGGUUCUGAAUUCAGAAGAGCAUCACUAAAGGCAGAUUUUAUUCUGCUGGGCUUUCAAGGUUUAUUUUGUAAUAGAUUUACAAAUAUUUUAUCUAAAAUUAAAUAUCCAGGUAGGAGAGUGGCAUAGCAAGAUAAAAUAAUUUAUGAAGUGUUUAUUUUAAGUCAGGUGAGAAAGCUGAUCUGAAUCCCCUUGCAGAAAAUGCACACUGAAGUAUAUGAGACACUGGCUAGUUCUUCUAAGUUUUGUGUACUUGGCUGAUUACUAUAGCAGAUGAUAACAGCAAACAGUUGUUUUAACCCAGAACAACCUGAAUAAGUUUGGCAUAUUAGUAAUGGCUUUAUGGACUUCUAAUUUGUUAACAGUGCAAUAUACCAAAGGAAUUUGUUAGCAUGAUUGUUUGGGGAGAAAUUCCAUAUGCUGGAUGUUUGGAGCUUUGGGGAUUUGUUUUCUAUUUUUAAUUCUCGUUUAAAGAGUUCAGGCUCUUUUUUAACUUUUUUUUUGUUGUUGUUGUUUUUAUAUUGUUUUUCAUAAUCCUGCUCAGGUGGGCAGGUUGGCAUGUCACUUUAUACCCUUCAGCAGGAGGUGAAAUGGAAACUAACUAAGGAAAGCCAUGAUGUGGAAGAUUACCAGUUAGUUCAUCCCCUGUGAUGAUAUUUUUUUCUAGGAAUAUACUGCCGGUGCAUAGGAAAGAGUACAGACUGUAAAGGUCUGAAAUUCAUGAAGUGAAAAGGCCCUGCUUGGCAAGUUGAUAGUCUGAACAAUUAUAAUGCUUCAGAGAUGAUGCUACUGUGGUCACUGUAGAUCCUGCUUUCAAGUUGAAGGACAUUGGAUGGAACAGCCUGCCUUCCUGUUUGUACUUUCCCAAGCUGACAGAUUCCUCAUUCAUUUCAGGAUUAUGCCAGUGUAUAUAAAAGAGUUUUUUAAGUCAGUAUCAGUUUGUAUCUAAGGUAAGGAAAAACUUCAUCCUGUACAUUAAGUAAAUUUUGAAAACAAAAUGUGCUCAUAAUGGUGUGGUUGAGCACUUUCAUGGGAAUGUGUAUAUAAACACUUCAGUUUACAAACCACUGAUGUAAUAGGACAAGCCUAACAAAGUCAUUGGAGGAGGCAUAUGUAACUGAUCAGCUGUUUUGAAAAAAAGAUACAGGUAUUCCAUGUGCUGCAGCCAGCAUCUCUGUAGUGCAUUUAUAAAUGCUGGAACACAUUUAGCAGUGGUAGUGCUCUACUUUGGAAAGUAACUGUCUCAUGAAGUCAGAUGUGAUACAGAAAUCUUUAAAUUAUUCUUAGGUAACAUUGUUCUUGCUUAAAAAUCAUUAAGAUAAAAGAGAGAAAAAUUAUUUCAGAUACUAUUGUUUAUUGGAUGCAGGAGGCUGAAUCUCUGAACAGCAAUACAAUAAAACUGUGAAAUAAGUGGGUCCACACAUUUUCAAGCUGCAGUUGUCCACUAGAAAUAAGUGAACUCAACAGGGUAGUCUUGAAAUUCACCCCCUGUGUAAGUGUUGGAAGCUACUGUAGUUAACUCAAUAUGGGUGUUUUGUAAGCCAUCUGUAUUUUCAGCAUUAGUCAAAAAUUCUUUGUUUGGUACAGAAGCUUUAUAACCAAAAGGUGUAUGUUUGAGCAAGCGAACUUGCUUGUACCAGAAAAGAAUGUUCUUCAGAAUACUGAGUUCAAGGGUGAAUGCUUGAAAAGAUUGGAAGAGUGGAAGUGCCUUUUAAAUAAAGUUAUUAAAAUCUUGUUUAUCAAUCUGUAAUUUACAUGCCAAGAGCCUCAAGAGCAAAACAGUUAGUUUACUUAAUCAACUCAGAACAGAAGGCAUAGAUGAUGUUACAUUGUUUGAGUUGCACAAGUCAUACUAGGAUGAUUUCAAUUCUUUGUUAAGCUAAAAUAACAUGCAUGAGAAAAAUAGAUGGUUCCAGCAAGGGAAAGAUGGCCUCUCUUGUAGCACUGGCACACACUGUGCUCAUUCUUUGAUGAGCGAGGAUAUCAUGUUCCACUUCAAACUUCAGCUGAUUUCUCCUGAAUACUAGUUGUAAUGCCAGCACUAACAUUUGCAAUACCUCUGUGAAAGCUGUGCUAUUAAGAGUGCUGGGCACUGGUAGGUUGCAUAUGUUCCUCCUUCCAGUUUGUUUAUUCCUUUGUACAUGAGAGGCUGCUUUUCUUGUUGCAAGUUUCCUGAAGGAUAAAAAGAACAAGCUGUCAACAUAUCAUUAAAAUAAAGUGGGUUUAAAAGAUUA
Messenger RNA from Coturnix japonica (Japanese quail), 4434 nucleotides. RefSeq names its product SECIS binding protein 2 (gene SECISBP2). The record is from RefSeq and is a predicted model, not a curated record. NCBI's taxonomy places the organism in Eukaryota, Metazoa, Chordata, Aves, Galliformes, Phasianidae. Gene Ontology annotation, cellular component: ribonucleoprotein complex; mitochondrion. Gene Ontology annotation, molecular function: selenocysteine insertion sequence binding; mRNA 3'-UTR binding; ribonucleoprotein complex binding. Gene Ontology annotation, biological process: selenocysteine incorporation.